Messenger RNA from Diatraea saccharalis (sugarcane borer), 1881 nucleotides. Lineage: Eukaryota; Metazoa; Arthropoda; Insecta; Lepidoptera; Crambidae. The record is from the annotation of a GenBank genome assembly.
AAAAAGAUAAACGUCAAAUAUAUGUUAUUUUCAUUUUCCUUUCUGAAUUUUCCCGCGAUCGAGAAACUUUUACUUGAUGCAUUAAUAUCUUUAAUGUUGAAAAAUGUCUUCUACCGAUUUGACCAGCUUCCUUAACGCUCUGGAAGUAGUCAAACAAGAUUACGUUUGUGGUGUUUGCUUGGAUCUGUGCAAAAAUCCUGUCACUUUAAGCAAAUGUUUUCACUUGAUUUGUGCGGAGCAUUUUGAAAAGCUAGACUUCUGUCCUACUUGUAACGUUUCCUUAGAAGGCUGUAGGAUUUAUGUAGACGAUCGUCUUGAAAGUUGUGUGGAAUCUGCCAAAGAAUUGGACAAGAUAUUUGAAAGUUUUAAAACUAAACAAACUAAGUCGACUAAAAGUGAUACAACGGCGAAAACUAACAGAAAACGGGGGAAAGCUAAUGUCGACACAAAAUCUAAUAAUGAAAAUGAAGUGACAGUGCCAAAACCGCCUUUAGACAGACAUCAUGAAGGUAAACGGUUAGAUUUGAAUCAUUCUCUUUUAUCUACAACAAGCAGUACAAAAGUUAAUAAAGCAGCUGAAAAACGUAAUAAUAAAGGUGAAACAAUGCUCCACAUAUCCUGUAGGCUUGGGAAAAUUGAUAAAAUAACAGAACUACUUAAUCAGGGUGCUAACCCUAACACAAAAGACAAUGCUGGCUGGACGCCAUUACAUGAAGUGGUACAAAAUGGCAGAAUAGAUUUAGUGAAGUUGCUCUUACAAUAUAACACUUUGAUAAAUGUACCUGGGCAAAGCAACGAAACUCCACUACAUGAAGCUGUACGAUAUGGUCACAUUGAUAUAGCAGAAGAAUUGGUUAAGAAUGGUGCUGAUAUAUAUGCUGUGAAUUGUAAAGGAGAGACUCCUUUGGAACUUGCUAUUGGCGAAAUGAAGGAAAGAUUACUGACUGCUUCUGAAAAUAUUAUUCAAACGCAAACCUUUAACAUAACCCUUGUAUCAAACUUGCAAACGCAAUUAGAUUUUGAUGAUAUAAGAGUGUUUUGUGUGUCUCAGUUUCGUACUGUACACAAUAAAUUGAAAUUAUUAUCUAAAUAUCACAGUAAUUUAAAUAUUGAACCAAAAUUCACUAAAAAAGUGACACAUUUAAUAGUUGACACUGAAGAUACUGGACUUUGCACUUCAACCUUAGAUAUCCUUCAAGGGAUAGUGUGUGGCAUAUGGAUUUUGACUACCCAAUGGGUCACUAAAUCAACUGAAGAGAAACUGGAGACAUUUGACAAAUUUGAAGUUAUCGGAGUUGGAGCAAAAGAGUUUAACGGUCCCAGGAAUGCUCGUUACAAUAAAUACAAGCAGCUGCCUGGCAUAUUUGAUGGAUGUCACUUUUAUUUACAUAACUUCAACAUGAAAUAUGAAAUUUCAAAACAUAUUGUAAUUACAAAGGCUAUUCUUUCAAAGUUGAUAACUGAUGCAGGUGGCAUUGUUCUCCGUAGGGUGCCAAAUCCCGAGUCUAUACCAGAAUCUGAAAAACUAAUUCCGUAUCAUGCUAAAAAGGAUGGGAAGUUAGCAAAGUGUUCCCAUUAUAUAAUAUUUAAGGAUUUUUAUGAACCAACAUAUAACAUGCAGCAUCUAAAAGCAUUGCCUAUUGGUUGGCUAAUAGAAUGUAUUGAAAAAUAUGAACUGUGUGAACCUAUAACUAGUAAUUAUGUGUAAAUUUUCUAGAAUAUAAAGUUUAUAUUAAGAAUUCAUUACACAUUCUUGCAGACAGGCCUAUUUAGCCUAGAGUCUAGAGCAAAAGGCCCAGGGGGCAGGCAGAAAAUUACAACAGAAAAGCUUUUUGAGCUUUUUUUAAUCUAAUAAUAAUAGCAUUUUCAGUCCAUAUAAAU